Messenger RNA from Schistosoma rodhaini, 1268 nucleotides. Lineage: Eukaryota; Metazoa; Platyhelminthes; Trematoda; Strigeidida; Schistosomatidae. The record is from the annotation of a GenBank genome assembly.
CGAACAUAAAAUGGAUUAAAUAUGUAAAAUAAUUGUCAAUCCAUUAAAGAAUAAAUCAGAAUUUUUAAUAUUCACCAUGGAUGAUCAAAUAAUCCCAGUUGAAUGUUCACAAUCAUUAGAUUCAAUCAUAUUACAUAAUUCAAAUGAUAAAGAUGUCAAGUGUCUUGAUGAUUGUGUUCAUUUAAAUACAAUUAAAUCAUCAAGUAUUAAUAUUACAUAUGAUAAAGUUGAAUUAUCAACUACCGCAUCACUUUCAUCUAGUCCUUCAUUAAAUCCAACUAGACAUCAAUUGAAUACAAGUAAACCAUCAAAUGAUUCUAAUUAUAGUUUAAUAAAUAGUUUUAAAAAACGUAUUAAACAACAUUUAACUUUAUCAAGAAAUUCUAGUUUAUAUAAAAGUAUGCAUGAUUUAUCAAUCUCACCAAAAAAAUUCAAUUACCCAUCAUCAUCCUCAUCAUCAACUACUACUACUACUACUACUACUACUCCUAAUAGUAAUAUAGUCAGUUUCAAUUCAUCAUCUAGUUCUAUUUCAUCAACCAAUGUAAAUAAAUUAAAUUUAACACAAGAUGUACCAGAUGAUAUAACUUCUAUACAAACUGAACAUGAAAAUGCAUUAAACACUGUCACAUCAUUUACUAAUGAACAAUUAUUAUUAUUACAAACAAGUUGGAGUAUAGUUAAACAACAUAUUGAAAAAAUUGGGGUCAUAACAUUUCUUGGAAUAUUUGAACAACAUUCAGACUUUCGUGAUGCAUUUACUGAAUUUCGAAAGAGGAAAUUCGUUGAUAUAAAACAUGAUCCAGCAAUGCAAGUUCACGGUUUACGCGUGUUAAGCGUAGUAGAUAAACUAAUUACCCGAUUGCCUAAAACUGAUGAUAUUGAAAAACAGUUAAUGAUGAUUGGAUCAAAACAUUGUCGAUACGUUCCAACAAUCGCACUGGUAUCUAGUGUUUCAGAGCAAUUAUGGGGUGCUAUAGAGCCUGUACUCAAAGAAGAAGGCUUAUGGUCAGCUGAUUUAGCGGUUACAUGGAAAUCAAUACUUGAUUAUUUGACUAGAACAGUAAAAUAUGGUUUAGCUAAAACAUUCCAUUCUACACACAAAUAGAAUAUAGAUAUUCUGUUUCAUUCAAAAUCCUAUAAUAUAAACGUCUUACAGAAGGCAAACUCUUCUGUAGAUAUUUAUGUCAAAUACAAAUAAACUGAAUAAAACCUUAAUGCUGCACAUCACUUGAGCUAUAAUAGUAAAGUAAAAUUUUCUUUCCAAC